GACCUUGGCCCAGAAAAUGCUUCAAACUUCGGGUUCAAACAUCUUCCAAUCAAGUUCAGUCACAGUAGCAGGUCGAAUUGCUUUCAUCGAUGAUCAAAGCGACGGGUAACAUGAACGAAAAUCUUCAUCACAGCCAAUUAUCAGACACAUCCAGCCACAACGGUGGCGGCAGUGGUUACGGCAACCUGGAACUCGAGAAAAUGAACCCAUUGGGUGAACUCAACUUCUUCUUCGGUGAGCGUUCAGCAAGUAACAGCCAGCAGCAACGUCCGCAACAACAACAGCAACAGCAGAAUAAUCAGCAACAGCCUGGCAAACGCUCCAUGGAUGACGUUCUAAAGAAAUUAUCCUCCAAGAUGCACAUUAGCCAUUCGCCCGACGAAGAGAUGGAUCCAUUCACCAUUAAAGACAGCAGGUCAGGGCAUUCGCAUCACGUCGGUUCUGGCGGUACCAAUCGCUCGUCGUCCGACAUUGGCAGCCACGGGAGCGGGAGCAGCAGUGGUGGCGCUGGCAGUCAUGCGUCAGAUGCCGGGUCGCUAUUGGAUGCGCUGGGCGGCGAAUCUUUAACGGAAAAGGAGCGCAUCCUCAACGAAAAAAUUGCUGAACUCACGAAAAUACGCGAGCAGAUGAUCGCCCAGCGUAGCGGAAGCAGCAGCAGCGAUUACACCGAUAAGGCUGGCCAACAACAUAACCAACAACAAGCAUCGCAUCACAAUAGUGGCCCAACAGCCAUGGAAAUGGCCGUAGCAGCAGCAGCGGCCGCAUCAAAGAACAACGCCGAAAUGCAACAGUUUCAAGAACUCCAGCACCAGAUCGAGUUGCAACGUUUACAGCAAAGUCAACAGAUGUUUCUCCAUCAGCAACGAAUUCAAGAGAUUCAGGCCCAAGUACUUUCUCAGUACGGAAACAAAGCACUAAGUCUGGCCGCCGCCGGAAUGCCGCCUCUGAUGCUGCUGCCCUACUUGGAAUCUCUACGCAAUCUUCAAGGACACCAUUCGGGCAUUCAGGGAUUCUCGGCGAAUCCCCUUGGUAGUCCGCAGUCCGUUUCUGGCUCCUCGUUCAACGGGAUCCAUCCGGCACUGUCUCAAUUAACGCCAAACUUUCUUGGCUCACCAUCUGGGCCAACCGCCUGUUCCUCCACCGUUACCACCAAAAGUUCUCCAUCAACACCAAUCACAUCAAUGGCAUCCGGUUGGAGUUCAUCAUCCAUGGGACAAAAACAUUUGCCGUCUCCGGUAAGGAGGAGCACCACCCCAGAGCAGUCGGCUAACAAAACAUCGGCUGGAAAUCACGAUGGAGUUUUGCUGCCAUCUUCCACCAGUUCGCCAGUCACAAAGAAACAACGCGGUAAUCGAGAAGGUGAUGGACCACUCAAUCUCAGUAAAUCAAAAGGUCAGGGAGGCAGUCCAACUCCGCCCAGUACUCCAUCUUCGACGCCAACUCCGUUGACCUCUACGGCUUCGUUGACAUCGUCACGCAUGUUUCCUGGACAAAACCACAUGAUGCACGGAUCUGGAUUGCUCUUCCCUAGCCAUUUUCUUCCUUAUUCGUCCAUGCCGCCUCAUUUAGCUGCCAUGAACUUCACAGGUAAUAAAAUGAGUUUCAAUCCACCAAAUAUGGGAGGCAUGGGAGUCAACGAACGCAUCAUAGGAUCAGAUAAGCACCACGGAGCCAUGAAUAGCAACAAUAGUGGUGAACCAAACAGCCCUUUCCCUACAAUGCCCUUCUUCCUGCCGUCGAUGAACGGCAAUGCACUACCAAAUAUCAGCAAUAGCACGGGGAUCGUAUCGAUUGCAUCUUCCAGUGACCGCUCGCACUCGUCGGAGACACCAGCCAAGCAACAGCGCGAUGGAAGUUCCUCUAAUCGUAACACAAAAAUGUACGGAGCCAAAAUAAUUCGCCAAAGUCGUCGAGACCCCGAAGGAAAGCCGCACAUCAAACGACCGAUGAACGCGUUCAUGGUUUGGGCUAAAGAUGAACGAAGGAAAAUUCUGAAAGCUUGUCCGGAUAUGCACAAUUCCAACAUUUCCAAAAUACUUGGUGCCCGUUGGAAGGCCAUGACUAAUGCCGACAAACAGCCGUUCUACGAGGAACAAUCACGACUGUCGAAGGUGCACAUGGAGAAACAUCCCGACUACCGUUACCGCCCACGCCCCAAGCGCACCUGCAUUGUGGACGGCAAGAAACUGCGGAUCUCGGAGUACAAAACGCUGAUGAAGCAACGUCGCCAAGAGAUGCGUCAAAUGUGGUGUCGUGAUGGAGUCAACCCGGCCUCCAUGGGCUUGGGCAAUGGUGCUGGCCCUUCGUCCAAGGAACGUGGUAAAAGCGGAAAUGGAGAUGACGAUGAUAAAAACACAACCAUCUCGUCCAUCUCAGAUUCGGAUGAUGACGAAGCAGCGGAAGAUAGUUUGGAUUUUCCCGAACUGGACUUCGAUGACAAAGCUAAUAAACUGUCGUUGAAGAGAAUAAGGAAUGCAAAGGAAAAUGUUGAUCCAUUUAAAACUCCUGACACUUUGAGACGUAAAGUUUCGGCAUCAUUCAUUUUCAGUUCUUGUAAAAAAAAGCAGUUGGAUAAAAGGGAUUCAUUGCUGGGACAUUCAAUCUUAGUUGGUGACAGUUCUGACGAAGAGUUCAUUAAUUGUGACUCAUUGGCUGACUUAACUAAUGCCAACCAAAAUGCUGAUGUAGUAGAUGAAUCUCUAGUAGAAUAUUCUUUGAUUAGAAAAUGGUUGCAAAAUGCAGAGGAUUCCUUCAGCUCAGUAGAUGAUAAUAACUUGGAAGAUGACUGUAUUGAAUCAGAUAGCAGCAGUAAAGAUCAAGAGAUCCUAAAUAGAGUUCGUAAAUUUAAGAAUAGUUAUGCCUCUACGACAGAUGACAUCAAGAACAACACAGUAGUUUUAAGUUCUGAUGAUGAAAGUGUUGGUCCUGAAUCAGCCCAGCAAAAGAUUAAAUUUGACACAACAAGAAAAUUAUCCCCGUUUGAAUUCAACACAACAGGACAAUCAUCACUUGUUAAAUUUAACACAACAGGACAAUCAUCACCAGUUAAAUUUAACACAAUAGGACGAUCAUCACCAAAAUCGUCCGAUUCUAUGCUGGGUGAUAGCUUUGACUCGCCGUGUAUUACAAAAUCACUGGGGGAAAAAUUAGCAACUAGAGAGAAACCAUCUUGCCACGAUAAAGAAAGCAGCUCCGAUUCUGAUAGUUUUCUCAGAAUUUCAAAGCCAUUUAAAAAACCUGUUGUGUUACGCAUUCCUUCAGAUGAUGAAGUUUCGUCCUCACCAGAACGUUUACCUCGUAAACCUUUUAAAACAAGACCGGUAAUUUCUUCGACGAAGUACUUUUCUACGCCACCGACAACAGUAAUAUUGUCCGAGUCUGAAUUAGAAGAUGUAUUUUCCAGCCUGACGAUUGAAAAACCACCAGCUCCGAUCGUGAAACCAAAGAAAUUAGUCAAAUCAAGGCAAAAGAAAAAAGCUGAAUGCGAUACCAUUUUCAGACAGCCCGCUUUGAAAUCUGAACGAAGUUUCCUCGCUUCCCUUUCUUCACAAAUUCCGCAAGAAUGUCGACAUUUCGAAGCUAUUCCGUAUAUGAAGAAUUUUCGCAAGACUCGUGAUGAACUGACCAACCGUCUUUUCCAAAUGUUUAACAAGGAGAUUUUCAACAACUUUUUUCAUCACGAUUUUUCAAUAACCUGGAAUGGCAGACUUACUCGAACUGCCGGUUAUUGUCGCCAUUUCACGAAGCGCGAGAAAGAAAUGAUCACCUUCGAGUCACGAAUCGAGCUAUCUGUGAAAGUGGUAGAUACGCCUUGCCGAUUGCGAGACACUUUGAUUCACGAAUUAUGUCAUGCAGCAACUUGGAUCAUUGACAAUUGCAGAGGAGGACAUGGACCAGUAUGGCGGAAAUGGGCAAACCAGGCAUUGCACACUUUUCCGGAACUGCCACCGAUAACUCGUUGCCACAACUACGAAAUAUCUUACAAAUUCUAUUAUAACUGUGUCAGUUGCAAGUAUUCAGCUGGUAGACAUUCCAAAUCCAUCGAUACUUCCACACAUGUCUGCCCAGUGUGUAGGGGACAAUUACAGCUUAGCAAAGAGCCAUCAAGUCGUGUAAAUGAAAAUGCAGAUGUGAAACCGAAAGACACAACGCCUAGAACACCUAACGCUUUUGCUUUGUUCGUGAAAGAAAACUAUGCCGCUGUCAAGUCAUCCAGAACUGACCUUCCUCAUGCAGCAGUUAUGAAAUUGCUUAGUGCGAAAUAUGCGGAAAGCAAAUUGAAAUUAGUUUAAGACAAUCUUUAUUCGUUUAAAUGAUAUUUUUAUAUUGAGCUUUUAUCCCAGAUGUAUAGUGUGCAUCAAACAAUGGCACCUUUUAUUAUGGACCUAGUACACAAAUGAACAAAAUAA
This is a messenger RNA of Daphnia pulex (common water flea), 4409 nucleotides long. RefSeq lists its product as uncharacterized. The transcript is spliced from 15 exons. The record is from RefSeq and is a predicted model, not a curated record. NCBI's taxonomy places the organism in Eukaryota, Metazoa, Arthropoda, Branchiopoda, Diplostraca, Daphniidae. Gene Ontology annotation, cellular component: nucleus. Gene Ontology annotation, molecular function: DNA-binding transcription factor activity, RNA polymerase II-specific; RNA polymerase II cis-regulatory region sequence-specific DNA binding. The coding region runs from base 90 to 4292 and encodes 1400 amino acids. Gene Ontology annotation, biological process: regulation of transcription by RNA polymerase II; cell fate commitment.